ACCAAACUGUGCAUCUUCUAGGACAUUGAACAACUUUCUUCGACAUGGAUAGUCUUCGGCUGUUGGUUCAAGAAGAAGGAAGGGCAGCUCGAAAUGUGGUCGCCUUCCAUGUUGAUCUUUCAAAACCGAACGAUCUUGGUAAAGUAACACGAAAGCCACCGACCUCGCCUAGGCUGCCCACAUCGUUGGCAUACCCGGACUCUGGCCCUCCUAGCAGGUUGCACAAGAGAGGCACCAGAGCGAGCAGCAAAACUGGAUCAAGAGUUAGAUCAGCUUCUACUGGACGAGAUAAGAAAUCAGAACUGCAGGCACGCUACUGGGCAUUCUUAUUUGGCAACUUGCAACGUGCAGUGGACGAGAUCUAUCAAACAUGUGAAAUGGACGAGAGUGUUUCCGAAUGCAAGGAAGCAAUAUUGGUUCUUGAAAACUUCACUAGAGACUUCCACAAUCUGAUUGAAUGGUUCAAGCUGAAGUGGGAGUAUGAGAACACCCCUCCGCCACAGAGGCCCACCUCUUUAGCAUGGGAAGUUCGAAAAUCGUCUCCUGGAAAGAUGCAUUCUACUACUGGACACACUGUUGCUGACCUCUCCAGCAAAACUAAUGGAAAAGAGUCGACUGUUAAAAGGCAAAUCCAGUUUUGUACAAUCGAUGACGGGGUGGAGACUACGGAAGCUUCCAAACCUCUGGCAUUAUCAUUCGGGGAUGUCGAUUUCGAAAAACAUUUGCCUGAGUCUGAAAACACCGUUACAAAACUUUCUGAAGAAGUCGUAAAUGAGAACUUGGUAACCAAACCAGUUGAUCUGCUAAACAAAUCGGACCAAUCUUCUCAAACUGAUGCAAAUGAGACGACUGUGACGAAAAGCACUACUAGGAUUAGUCAACCCAAUAUGAGUCCUCCUUCCAAAAAAGUACCGAGCAGUAAUGCACCUAAUAAAUCCGGCAGCUGUACUUCAAAUACAGGCAAACAAUCAUGCCCCAACUCCAACAUUCCAAACCAAAUUGCUACUACGAAUGGAACCACCAGUCAGCCACCCAGCAAUAAAGCUGCAGCAGUGAAUAGUGUAGUUACAAGUUCGAAGAACUCUCAAACGACUGCUGUAAAUGGUGGUAAAAUAAACCCAGCUUACGGUACCGGUAGAAAUGUGUCAGCUCCUGUAUUUGUACCCGGCAAAAAGAAUCAGUCAAAGUCUGGGAAUGCAUCUCAAAGUGACAAAUCCACAAAUAAAGUAGGUACCACGGGAUCUAAUCAAGUUAAACCUAAAUCUGGCGCUGUUAAUGAGAACAGUACCAAGGCACCUGUACAAGAAAGUCUGAAGAAAGAUAAGAAAAUAGGUGUUCAAUGUGAAAAAGAAUCUUCUGAUUCAAUCAAUGUUAACAACUUGAAAACUCAAACAACCCACGCUAGAUCCUCAACAAUUCCAGCUAAGAAAUUGGAAGUUUUGAUUGGUAAUGAUGUAGGAUCGAGUAAUAGUAAUAGUACAUGUAGCAGUUUGACUAGUGUUGUUGCUAUUGAACUGGAGUCUGAAGAAAGUAGCUCCUUGGUUCAGAAAAAGGAUAAAAUAGAAGUUAAAACUGUGGAUAAAACACCUGUAUCGUCAUCCCCUAUUGAUAAGAUUGAUGUUGAAAAUAGCCCUGUUUCAACUGAUCAACAUAUCAACUCUGCAGUGAGCGUUACAAAUGAAUCGAAAACUGAUGAACCACAAAAAGUGCCAGAAAAGCCUUCAUCAACUACUAAAAAUGACGAGAAAUCAAUUUCAACUGUCAAAGAAAAAAGUACCACAGCAUCUCAAACAAGUCCCAUUACUAAUCAGUCGAUUAGUGUUUCCGGUCAAAGUGUUUCCAAAUCUAAUGAAAGUUUAUCAGUUGCAAAGUGUAAGGAAACUAGAGACACCACAACGAAACCAGCUUAUUCGGCCAUUUCAAAACUAGGUCGUAGUCAAACGUCAGUUGAAAUGCGGUCAUCACGAUUUUCUUACACAAAGGGAAAACCUGCUCCUUUUAAGGGUCUUGCCUCUGGACCUCAAGGGCUGGAAUCGAGUAGAAUAAAAUCAGCGCCUGCGAGUGGAAGGGAAAGGCAGAAUGCAUCAAAGCAGCCUCAACAUCAGAGCAAUUCUUCCCUGACGGCAUCAUCUGCGCAAGCUAAUAACUCUAGCAGGCGUUCUGUCAAAGAUGAAGACGGCUGGGAAACGGUGAAAGGCAAAUCGUCAAGAUGGCGGUCGAACCCGCUGUCGCAGAGCUCGGGCAACAUAAAGUUGUCGCCGAAUCAGCCGCUGCAUCAGAAGAGCGCCACUGUCGCCAGCCGGUUCCACCUGCCAAGUCCUGCCACCUCUCUGCCCGCCCUGGCGCUGGCCUCCGCUCCGUCCGACGCGAAGCCAGCUGUCAAGCACAGAAAGGAGCGCAGGAACGCCGAGAUCAAGAACAACAAGCCGUCACCCAAUAACAAGAGUGAGACCACCAAGAGCAAAACUAACCCGCCGUCCAAAGUGCCGUCAAGCAGUUUGAGGAUUCUGGAUAAUAGUAAAAUAUGUUCAAUGGGCGACAUUGAGAUAUGCGACGGCUGGGAAACGGUGAAAGGCAAAUCGUCAAGAUGGCGGUCAAACCCGCUGUCGCAGAGCUCGGGCAACAUAAAGUUGUCGCCGAAUCAGCCACUGCAUCAGAAGAGCGCCACUGUCGCCAGCCGGUUCCACCUGCCAAGUCCUGCCACCUCUCUGCCCGCCCUGGCGCUGGUCUCCGCUCCGUCCGACGCGAAGCCAGCUGUCAAGCACAGAAAGGAGCGCAGGAACGCCGAGAUCAAGAACAACAAACCGUCGCCCAAUAACAAGAGUGAGACCACCAAGAGCAAAACUAACCCGCCGUCCAAAGUGCCGUCAAGGAAGAAUAGCUUUUCUGGCUUGUUUGUUUCCAAGCUGGAAGUUGAAAGAAUGUUUGAAGAGGAUUUGAGGAAGAGUCGUGAAUUGUUCGAGACUGAGCUCCUACUCACCAGAGAAAUUAGAGAUCUUGAGGUUGAUACGGAGACUGAUGGAACAGAAACGGAUGGUGAGCUGACUGAAACUAAUGGAACUGAAGAAGACGACACUGAUAACACAUCAAGCUGUAAAGAUUUCAAUUCUCUAAUCCACCCAGGACUUUCGUGGGCUGAUCAGAUGGAAACUUUGGAAAAGCUAGAAGCGUUGAUGGCGCAAGAUAGCUCCAGUAAAGGCAUGAGUUGGCCGAGCCGCAUCUGCUCGCUGGAACAGCUGGAGGAGCUAGUGGCUCGACACCCGGGUCGCGCCAUCGAGCUGCACCAGAAACUGUCAUCGCCGUCGCGACGCCGCACCCUGCCCGACACCAUCCGCCGCCAUCACGCCCGCCAGGCGUCCGCGCGCCAGAAGCGCGAACAGCUCCUGCUCGACAAGACCGCCAAACUCAGGGAGCUGCUCAGUAAGGUGGGAGAAGUGAAAGCGGCGCAACUGCAGCUGACGGAGGACCGGCGCGCUCGCCUGGAGGACAAGCUGAAGCGCGCCGAGGAGAAGCGCAACCUGCACCUGAGCAGCAUCCGGCGCAAGGCGCACGACGAGGAGGAGAAGCUCAGGGAGAUCGCGUUCAUCAACGAGCUCGAAGCGCAGAACAAGAGGCAUGACUUCAUGGCUCUCUGCCAGGAACAAGAAGAACGCUUACAAGGAAUUCUAGAAGAGAGACAAAGAAGGCAAGAAGAGAAAGCUGCUAAGGAAGCUGCCGUGGAAGAAAGAAAACGAGCCCUGGAAGCUGAACGACAGGAAAAACUUGAAAAGAUGCAAGAACGACGCAGAAAAAGAGAAGAAAGGAUUGGCAGAGAAAAGCAAGAGAAAGAGAAAGAACGACUUGAAAUAGCUCAUGAAAAAGCAAGAGAUCGCGACUUGAGGCUUCAAGCACUGCAAGCAGCCCAUGAAGCGAAUGUCGAAGAGCUGCAGAAGAAAAUUCAACAGAAGCAAGAGGAUUCGGCCAGAAGGCAUGAGGAGAAUAUUGAGCAGAUUCGACAACGUGCCUUGGAGACUGCUGCGCUCAAGACUUUGACUGAAGACGAAGCACCUCGACUAGCGCCUUAUGAAACCAAGAAACUUUGUGUGCCUUGCAAUGUACUUAUUGAGUCAGAAGUGUACCUUAUUAGUCACCUGAGAGGCCGUCCCCAUCAGGAGGCCAUCAAAGUGUCGAAUGUGUCGGGCAACGCAGUUAUAGUCGAUGCACCUCUUGGAAAGGUCUCGCAAAACUCAAAACUAUCCCAGGACAGAGAACGACAGAAGGCUCUGCGAAAGAGAUGUAAAAAGAUUCGUUCCAGAAUGUCGCAAAGGGGGGCAGAGUACGAGAGUAAACAGGGCGGGGGCAAUGGAGGGGGGCCGGCGAAUGUGCCCUCGGGCAAGGGGCGCAUGAUGAAGUGCCUGCGGGAGGUGGAGCGACUGCACACUAGCCAGGGCCAGGGCCAGUGGCCCAACAACGCCAUCACGCAGCUCGAGCGCAGUCUCGCCGAGAUCAAUCGCAUUCUCACUAAAAAGAUUGCAGCCGAUCAAAUGGUAUUUAGAGAACUAAAUGGAUUCACCAUCUUGAACAAUAUCCUCAACCUAGGACUUGAUGUUGCUAAGAACAUGAAACCAUACAUUCCACCCAAAUGCUUGGUAACAACUUGUACUUCAUAUUUGCUGGCUUGCCAAGAAAAUGCUGACAACUCGAAGUAUGUCAUUCUCAGUGAUAAAAUUACUCUUGUGCUCGAUUUGCUUCAGAAGCAGCUUGAUAUUCUUAUCCCAGAGCAUUGGACUGGUACAAGAUCCACUACAUCACUGACUGUUGAUCCUCUUGCUGGUGCUCUGAUGCGUCUGGUUGCCGUUGUUCUUGAUAAUGCGGGAGAAAUUUCAAAUUCGAACACAAAUAAUAAACAAUCUUCUCUCUCUGAAGACCUUGCACCAGCCCUUCAAGAUGUCAUAAGUUACUCAGUGAGCAUUGGAACCGUGGAUCGGUUGGCAGUGUACUGCGGUGGAGUGCGCGACCCAGUCGAUGACGACCCACACACCGCCUCAUUCCUCCUCUCUGCCAUCCAACUCAUAACGGCAUUCUCAAGCCUUCGAUCGGGCUGCACAAACAGCAACAGCGCCGUGGACCCGACGCAGCUGGUGGCAACAUUGCGUGCGACUGAGCUGAUGGGCGCCGUGUCGCUGCUCUAUGGCAUGCUGAUGCAUCAGGGCGCCCCACCCCCCGCCACGCCUCCGCCCCCCCUACCCACGCACACUCUCGCCGUCGCCGCAGCCACCGUCAAGCUGCUCAACACCACUGCCAAAAUGCAUCUGCCCAUGUUUCAGAGUGUAGUUGAAUCAGAAGGCCUGUCUCUGCAGUUCCGACACAUUGCCAGCUAUUUGCUGUGGUACUGCACCGGCCAGCACCAGCAAAUCCUGCUACACCAGCUCGUGCCUCUCAUCGGCUAUUUCGCCAUCAAUCACAGAGACAACCAAAUGAUGUUGCAGUCUGGAGCCACGCCGACUGUUCUCCAGCAGCUGUGCAGUCUGCCGUUCGAAUACUUCAGCAAACCGGAACUCAGCCAAGUGCUGUUUCCCACUCUGCUCGCCUGCUGCAAGGACAACGCUGACAACAAAGCCAUUCUCGAACAAGAACUCACCUAUCAGAUGCUGGAGGACUUUCUCAAAACUUGCAAGUCCAAAGACAAGAACAACAGAAAUCUAUUGAUAGAUCUUAUAUUGAAGUGAAGGUCAAGCUAGAUAAUUAUUAUAUUUAGUUGUUUGUAAUUAUUCCAACAAUAUCUCACCUUGAACAUUUACCACCAACAAUCAGUGCUUACUAUUCAAAUAUAAUAUUUAUUAUAAUGAAACAGAUUAAUCACUAUAUUGAAAUGGCAGUUAGUAGUAUGAUUCUGAGUAAAAGGAACAAAAGUAUAUUAGUUCAUCAGCUGCACAGAGGUCAAUUCUUUGUCUUCUUUGAUAUACUAUUUUGAAAAAACAAUGAAAAAUUUCUUAAGAAAGUUUUGGCGUCUUUUGUGAAAACUUGACGCCUUUAAACUAUUCAUUUAAUUAAAUGUUACAAUUUUCUCAAGUGCAUAAUCUUGAAAGCUGAUACAAUAACUCAUUUCGUUACCAUAAUUCUGUAUUGAACAUAAUUAUCUAGAGAAUGAUAUAUGGAAAGUAUAAUUUGAUGGUUUUAUUUGUGAUUGUAGAAUUUUUAAUAUUUAUUAUGUAUUUCUCAAUUAUUGUACUUAUCUUCAAGUGAAUGGGAAACUACAUUUUAGUUAUUCAAUCAUUUUUCUAUAAUUAUCAGGCCUGGCCAACGAGAAUGUGCAACCUUAAUAGGAUGAUUUUUGUAUUUUUAGGAUUAGUAGAGUUUCGGAAUUUCAUACCUUAAUGUAUUAAAAAUCGUAUUAUCCAUUGUCUAGAAUAUUAUAUUUUUUACAAUAGUAUUUAUUUUCAACUCUAACUGAAGCAGCAUAAUAAAUUUAAUGUGCAUGAAGAUGAGGUGAAAUAUUUAAACCUCAUUAAUGUACUUGACUGAUGAAUAACAAAUAAUUCUCUAUUUAUUAGAUACGCACAUAUUAUAUCAGGUAAUCUACUGAAAAAAAUUAAUUGAAAAUUUUUAUUCACUAUGAGGAUAUUUUUAUUGAAUAAUAAUUAUCAAUUUGUUCAUUAUAUUUUGAGUAAUAGGCCUGCUGGGAGUUAUCCUGACUUGCACUGUUUCAAUGUUCAUAAUAUCAUGAGGACGAUUUGAAGUCAAUUAAUCAGUUAUGAAUAAUAGAUGAAGGUUCAAUUAUUCUCAUUAAAAUAUACAUCAUAAAUAAUGUGAACGUUCAUACAGUGAUAAAGCAGUCUAAAUCUGAAAAGGUACACCUAUCGUAUUGAUUAAUAGAUCAAAGAAAAAAAUGAGAAGUCAUUAACCUGGCUAAGUUUGUUCGAAUGACACAACUUUCAACUUCCAAUCCUUCUUUAUCACGCACACGCCUCAAAUCUGCAUCAUGAGAACUUAUAAAUUUUUAUUUCAUUAGAAUUAUAGAUACUAAUUAUUGAUAUAGAAAUAAUUUGACUUUAGUUCCUAACCCAACGUUGAUUUAAGAGGUGAAAACUUUAGUAAGAACUUUAGUGUAGUGAUCUUAUGAUCUAAUAUUAUGCUUAUCGAAUUCGCAUCCACACUACCACUUUUUAGAGUCUCAUAAAUUUCCAGUGCAACAGUAUUAUAAUAUUGAUUCUAGUGAUAAGAGGCUAUUAAAAUAGUUCUCGUAUUAACCUAUUCUAAUCUCUUCGCACUGAUAAAUAAACAUUAGAUUUAGAGCAUAAUUUUCUAAUUUUUAUCACAGUCAAAAGUGUCAAUGAAUGACACAUUUUUGUUAGUGUUAUUCACAAUAUUAUAUUGUAUUUCGUUAAUAAAUUCAAUUUUUAUAU
Nilaparvata lugens (brown planthopper) is the source of this 7385-nucleotide messenger RNA. It is a transcript of the gene ssp3, whose product is annotated as S phase cyclin A-associated protein in the endoplasmic reticulum. The transcript is spliced from 28 exons. The record is from RefSeq and is a predicted model, not a curated record. Bases 45 to 5708 code for a protein of 1887 amino acids. Lineage: Eukaryota; Metazoa; Arthropoda; Insecta; Hemiptera; Delphacidae.